Galleria mellonella (greater wax moth) is the source of this 1708-nucleotide messenger RNA. It is a transcript of the gene EMC8-9, whose product is annotated as ER membrane protein complex subunit 8/9 homolog. The record is from RefSeq and is a predicted model, not a curated record. NCBI's taxonomy places the organism in Eukaryota, Metazoa, Arthropoda, Insecta, Lepidoptera, Pyralidae. Gene Ontology annotation, cellular component: EMC complex. Bases 255 to 908 code for a protein of 217 amino acids. The transcript has 4 exons.
CUUGUCAUUGUCAUUGUCAAUUUCUUAAUUACCGAUUUCCCAUUUUUAUCUAAUUGGUAAUGGAUUCUAGUUUUAAAUUCAUUGAAAUUAAUUGAUAAAAGAUUAAAUCAAAUUAUCAAAACAAAAAAGUGCGUACAAUUAUAGAGAGAAUUUAAAAAAUAUCUAAGAACCUAUGUAAAGCAGCAAACAAUUAACAUUCUCAAAGAACGAUCUAUUUUGUUAUUUUUUUUGCUUAAAUUACAACAAAUUAAACAAUGGGUGAAGUUUCAUUAGAGACAUCCGCAUAUGCUAAAAUAAUCUUGCACGCGGCAAAGUAUCCGCAUUCGGCUAUAAAUGGAGUCCUUCUUGCCGACGGAACGAAGAUCAGGGAUGGAGCUAAAAAUCAGGACUUGGAUAUCGUAGAUACCAUUCCCCUUUUUCAUCACAGCCAUAACUUAUCACCUAUGGCUGAAGUUGCAUUAACACAGAUUGAAACUAUGGCUCAAUCGGACAACCGUAUCAUAGCUGGCUACUAUGCAGCAUGUGAGAACUUCAGAGACAACACUGUGGAAAAGUGUCCUGGACAAAAGAUAGCUGAGAAAAUUGUUGAACAUUUCCCAUCAGCUGUGUUCAUUGUGGUGAAUAACAAAAAGGUUGUGCAGCAUUUAGACUCCCCAGCGAUUAACUUGUACAAGUACAGUGAGGGCAAGUGGAAGCUAAAGGAUGCUAAUAAAGUGAUGUUCCAUACACCUUAUGCAUUUGUAACAGUGUCGCAUUUACUAGAACGGGGCGUUCAAAAAGAUUUAGUGGACUUUGAUAACUAUUUGGAUGACCUGUCACAAGACUGGACCAACCUGGGCAUAGAGAAGCUGAUUGCGAGCAUAAACGCAUCCAAUACAAUUGAUUGCAAGGAAAAAGAUUAUCGAUAAUGUAAGAUUUAACUUUGUAGUUCAAUUUUAAGUAACUAUGGGAUAUAACUGUAUAUUAUAAUAAGAUGUUAUUUUCAAAAAGUUACUGUAUGAAUUUCAUUCUACUAUUUAAAAAACAUACAAAACUGUAAUAAAUGUAACUACCUAAUCAUCCAUAGAAUAAAUCAACUAAUUCUAUGUAAGUGUGCCACAUUUUAUUUGAAAGAAUAAUAUAUGACAUUGGCAUAUAAGUUUUACGUAAAUUUAAAAAAUGUGUGUGUGAUUUUUUUAUUUGUAUUUAUGAUCUACAAUUUAUUAAAUUCCGUUACAAAUCCAUAGAUAAAAAUAAAUAUGUUUUAAGAAAAGUUUGAGUUGGUUCGAGUUACCUAUAUUCUUAGGGAGUAAUUGUAUGUUUCACGUGGAUUGAAUGAAUGAAGUAAUAUUUCUCAAUUUCGGUAUUUUUUCCAAAUUCACCCGGAUGUCGUGUUUCUCGCUAGGUUAUUUAAGUUGGAAACAACACUUGGUAAGCUCAUUAAAUUCCCGUUAAUUUAUAUGUAUAAAACAAUGUAAAAAUAAAAACACAUGUUUCAUAAAUAGUAUAUAACAUGUAAAAGUAAUUUGUUCUAAAAUUGUUAUUUUUUGCAAUUGUUGGUUGUUGGUUAUUUUCAUUCCUUAGUUUGAAAUUAUAAUAAUUAUAAUCGUAACUUAUGUACUAUAUUUAAUAUUUUCAGUUGUUAUUUACAAAACAAAUUAUACUACUUAUUAUAGUAAAAUAUUGUGAAUUUAUGACAAGCUAUUAUUAAAGUAAUCUUCUAUAAGUU